Messenger RNA from Lates calcarifer (barramundi perch), 1970 nucleotides. RefSeq names its product hemoglobin embryonic subunit alpha. The record is from RefSeq and is a predicted model, not a curated record. Gene Ontology annotation, biological process: hydrogen peroxide catabolic process; oxygen transport. The transcript is spliced from 4 exons. Gene Ontology annotation, cellular component: blood microparticle; hemoglobin complex; haptoglobin-hemoglobin complex. Bases 269 to 703 code for a protein of 144 amino acids. Gene Ontology annotation, molecular function: oxygen carrier activity; heme binding; organic acid binding. NCBI's taxonomy places the organism in Eukaryota, Metazoa, Chordata, Actinopteri, Centropomidae.
UGAAGGACAACUUUUCCGUGAGCUGCCACCAUCGGAUUUGAAGCGAUGGCAGCGGCGUUGUAGAGGUUUCCAAAGCCGCCGAAGUACCUCUGAGUCCAGGGGUAGACAACCAGGCACCUGAGGAAACAGGCUAUAACCUGACGUGGAUCGCUGUUUGCAACAUUAUCUCGGAGGAGGUCCCGGUUGCGCCCACCUUCUGUGUCAAGCAUAAAUUCCCCCAGGUUCUCGGCUGGUCAAAAGAUUCAGCAACGCUCAACUAACAGCAAAGAUGACCACUCUCACUGCUAAGGACAAGGACACAGUCAGGGCCUUCUGGGCCAAAGUCUCUGGAAAGUCCGAGGACAUCGGAAAACAAUCUCUGGCCAGGAUGCUGGCGGUGUACCCACAGACCAAGACUUACUUCGCCCACUGGAAGGAUCAGAGCCCUGACGGUGCCCCGGCGAGGAAGCAUGGAAUCACCGUAAUGAAUGGAGUUGCUAAUGCUGUCUCCAAAAUCGACAACCUGAGGGCGGGUCUCCUGGAACUCAGUGAGCUGCAUGCCUUCACCCUGAGAGUGGACCCUGCUAACUUCAAGAUUCUCGCCCACAACAUGCUUGUGGUCAUGGCCAUCAUGUUCCCCACUGAAUUCACCCCUGAGGUCCAUGUGGCUAUGGACAAGUUCCUGGCUUCUCUGGCUCUGGCUCUGGCUGAGAAAUACAGAUAAACUGCAGGAAAAGAUGAUGGAGGCUGCAGCAUGAGCAUGAGCUCCGAAAUAAAUAAAUGAAAUAAUGAAAAAAAAAAAAAGGUUUUGGCUUUUUGUGAUGACUUCUCAUGUGUCUACUGCAAAAGUCAACUGUUUUUGAACUCUGUUCAACAGUUGAUAAAUUAGCAGAAACUCUCAUAUUUAUGCAAAGUUUUAUAAAACAAAACAUGGUAAAAACACAUUAGUUUUAAUGAAUAUGUAAAAAUAUUUUAUAGAAUAAAUACAUGAAGGCAAAGGAAUAAACAAACACAUGUAAAAAAUCAAUUCCAUGUCAAAUUACCAGCAGAGGGCGCUUCAGUGAGUGAUAUAAUAUAUUAUAUAUGCAACCAUUUAAUCUCUCACAGCAGUCUGGAACUCUCAAAUAAUCUCAUUGUCUACAUGAACCUUGUGACAUCUUGUCAAUUGAAAUAAAUCAGGCUUCAUAGUGAUUCGGUCAGAUCGCCUUUCUGAAAGUAUGAUCGUUUCAUUCACAAUUGGAUGGGUUUUUUUCAGCCUUUCACAAAAGGCACAUCCACGGUGUCAAAUGUGUCCUGGGUUUUAAGUUGUUAUAUGUUGUAAUUUUCACUUUUUGUCAUUUCUGUGUUCUGACCCUUGCAUCAUUUCUAAACGUCUUUCCCAGAAAUCCUUGAAGUGGACAAACAUGGAGGAGGUCUGGUGAUGGGUGCGGUGGGCCAGCAUCAAAAGACAUGUCUUCUUCCAGCUGAGUUUGAUGUCCUCUGAGAGGCUCCACCUGGAUAAACAUCUUCAGGGUAUGUUACCACCUCUGACACCCUUUUGGAGUUUGUUUGAACUGAUUUGAUUUGAAAUAAGGUUAUUAACAUGUGUCCUGCAUUGGUCUUGUAGAGAGGUUUUGUGUCAGACUGCGGUACAUAUAUAGGAUAUAUGUUUAUCUAUAUUUUUAAGUUUCAGACGUGUGCGUUAUACUGUUUUGUUCUCGUCAUUAUAUGACCUCCAUACAACGAUAACUUGGCUAACUUGGUAAAAUGAUCAGUUAAAACUGUUGAUUUAAAUGACUCGACUUAAAGAGACUCAAACAGGACAAAGCUUCAAAGGUUGAUUAACAGCUUUGAAAAUAGUUUUUCAAUAGAAAGUAACGAGAAAAUGAACGUAAUGGAAAAGAAACGGACACUCGGACAUCUUUAGUUUUGUCUUUAUUGAACAAGCACCUGCGUAUGGACAGGGUUGUUGACACUGUUGGAUGACACGUCGACGCUCCCGCGUUGCUGGA